Molecule: messenger RNA, 557 nt
Organism: Brassica oleracea var. oleracea
Lineage: Eukaryota; Viridiplantae; Streptophyta; Magnoliopsida; Brassicales; Brassicaceae
Product: glycine-rich RNA-binding protein 2, mitochondrial-like
Exons: 3
Molecular function (GO): RNA binding
Source: RefSeq, a predicted model, not a curated record
UUGAUUUUUUCAGGUCUCUCAUGGGGAACUGAUGACCAGUCCUUGAGGGAGGCUUUUGCAAACUUUGGUGAAGUGGUCGAUGCUAAAGUCAUUGUUGAUAGAGAAACAGGAAGGUCUAGGGGUUUUGGAUUUGUCAACUUUACUGAUGAGACCGCUGCUAAUACUGCCAUUUCAGAGAUGGACGGAAAGGAUCUGAAUGGACGGAGCAUUCGGGUGAAUGUUGCUAACGAAAGACCAAGUACUCCCCGGUAUGGCGUAGGUGGUGGGUAUGGCGGAGGUGGUGGCUAUGGUGGAGGUAGCUAUGGAGCAGGUGGUGGUGAUGGUGGCGGUUACUAAACAGAGAGAGUAUCUUGUGAAAAGAUUUGAUGGUUUUUGUUUAGUUGGGUUUCUUUAAUUGAAUCUUGUGUUACAACUUGAACCUCGUUAGCCAUUCCUUGUUUUGUCGAUUAACAUCUUGGAUUGAUACUUUGUCGCCCCCAUUAAAGUGCAUCUAUGGGUUUGCGUUAGCUUCGGAUAUUGCAGGUUAAUAACUCCUAAUUGAAUGAACCCCUUUAUUU